Molecule: messenger RNA, 1742 nt
Organism: Arabidopsis arenosa
Lineage: Eukaryota; Viridiplantae; Streptophyta; Magnoliopsida; Brassicales; Brassicaceae
Source: the annotation of a GenBank genome assembly
GAUUUGCUUUUUUCCUUCUCUGUAGCUAGAGCUACUUUCGUUUUCCAAUAGCUCUUUCUCUCUUCUGGUCGUUUGAAGAAGAAGAAGAAGAAGAAGAAGAAGAAGAAGAAGACUCAAAAGAUUUUCUGGGUUUAGGGUUUCGAAGUCAUGACUAAAAAAUCAUCUGCUCGUUCGGACAAAUCGGGGAAGAACAAAAUCUUGUCGGUGGAUACUCCGACAAGAAGCAAUUUGUUUGCUCAAGAGGAGAUUUUGGCGACAAAACAUGAAAUUCUCAAGGAGAAUCAUGAGAAUCUGGAAAAAGAUUACAAAAGUCUAGAGGAAAGUUUUACGCAGAUGAAUGAAAUGAACGAGAUAAUGAAGUUUCAUCAUCAGAACCAAAAUAAGGAACUCGAAGAGAAAAAUCUGAGCUUGCUCAAAGAUUUAGAGAAAGAGAGAAGUGAGAAGGAGGCGUAUAUGAAGGAGAUGAAGGCACUGGAGAGUGAGAAAGAGGCCAUUAUCAAUGGUUUGAGUGUUAAGAAUCAGGAGCUUUUGAUUUCGAAAGAGAAAGAAGUGGAGAAGCUGAAGGAGAUAAUGGAGAGUGAGAAAGCGGCCAUAAUCAAUGAUUUGAGUCUUAAGAAUCAGGAGCUUUUGAUUGCGAAAGAGAAAGCAGUUGAGAAGCUGAAGGAGAUGGAGAACAAGUAUGCUGAAUUAAAAGAGAGAUUUGAUGCGGCCAACUCACAAUGUUCAUUUUUGAAAUCGCUCUUUGAUGCUGCGAAUCUCACCGGUAUAGGAGCAAGCGAUGUGGCUUUCAAAAAUGAGGUUAUUGUGGUGGAUGAUCUUGAUGUGACUAUCAAGAAUGAGGUUAUUGUGGUGGAUGAUCAUCAUGUGAAUAACACUGCAACAGAUACGAUUGUGAUCAUUGACGAGAGUGAUGCUGAAAAUGAUAAUCCUCCUCCAAGAGAGAGUAACAUAAUCCCUGAAAAGUCUGUUGAUGUAAAACAAGAACAACAAUCAGAUGGACCAACAUCAUCAAAACAAUUUCUUCGAUCUUCAUCGUUUUUGAUGAACACUGAAAUGGAAGAAGACGCAGGGAAUGGAGGAUUUCGGAAACGCAUGAGAACAUCUGAUGAAGAGGGAAAAGGAGAUUCGAGAGAUGGAAUUAGUCUUGAUAAUACCAUUGAGAAUGAAGAAACUGAGACGAAACUUGUUGCUUCUGAUGAGAUGGAACUUAACAUUGCUCAAAUUCUCGAUAAGAUUGAGAGCUUCACACAAACUGUUUCUAACUUGCUGGAAACAGGGAAGACAAUGCUUAAGGAACUCAGUAAUGAAUUCGAAGAACGCUUGAUCAUGAUACACAAGGAACAUGUUGAGAAAUGGCAGGAGGAGAUCAAGGAAUUGCGUUUGCUUGAUGCAUCAAACGAGGAGACUACUUCCCUCUUACACAACGCUCGCUAUCUGAUUCAGAAUCCUAGCAUUGAGCAAUGAGGUAAACAGUCUAAAACCCUAUCAAGUACUAUCAGCCAUUACUAAGAACAGAUUAUCUUCUGUCGUCCAAUGGUGUAAGAAGUCAUAUAUAUAUUACCUUAGAUCAACAUAUGGUUGGUUUGGGAAUUUUAGAUUUGCACAAUUUCAAAAACUAUAUGAUGUUUUGAAGGAAACAUAGAUAGAAACUAGCUUUAUAUUCAUGAACCUUCUCAGCUAAAGCCAGAAUUGUGUUUGCUUUCUUUAGUAGAUUUUGGGGUGAAUAUAUAAAAUGACUCAUA